Molecule: messenger RNA, 1713 nt
Organism: Notechis scutatus (mainland tiger snake)
Lineage: Eukaryota; Metazoa; Chordata; Lepidosauria; Squamata; Elapidae
Source: RefSeq, a predicted model, not a curated record
CCACCCUCCUUGUGUCGCAGGUGCCGGAGUUAUGUGGUAGGGCGCGUAGAGAGCGGCUCUCCCAGGCUGCAAGACAAACUCCGCACCCUCUUGGUGAAAAACGCUUCUGUAAGGCAGAUUGUGGACAGUUACAAAGUCUCUCUGCAGGCAAUUCUAACCAAGGAGAGCCAGGAUCGACUUCUGGCCACAGAACAGCCAAGAUCUCGUAAAGUCCCAGUCACGCUGAACAGCUCAACCGCCCACCCCCGGCUCCUGUGCCAGAAGUCAAGUGUGUGUUGGGCCACCAAAUACCAGGAAUUGCCGGAUGUGCCAGAGAGGUUCGACAGGGAAUUCUGCGUCCUGGGCUGUGAAGGAUUCACCACAGGAUGGAACUGCUGGGAAGUGUCCGUGCACGAGCUAGACACGGCCUCGGCUGUCAAACCUAGUGCACCGCAGCUGACAUUUCUGUCGCAGCGCAAAAAAUGCUGGGCCAUCGGGGUGGCCAAGGAGUCCGUCCGCAGGAAGGGGACCUUCCAGCUGAGCCCCCAGGAGGGAAUCUGGGCUGUGGGGAAGAGUGGUUGGUGGGAGAUGGUCGCUUUCAACAUGCAUCAGCAGAAGCUGAGCUUGCAAAGGCCGCUGCAGAGGCUGCGGGUGAGGCUGGACUGCAAGGCCAGAAAAGUGGAGUUCCUGGAUGCAGAGACGGAGGAUUCCUUCUACACCUUCCAGACAGGGCCCCUCCUGGGGGAGACGCUCCGGCCUUUUUUCUGCCUGGGCCAGGAUGGGGUCACCCUUUCAAUGUGAGGAAUGUCCACGUCCUAUAAAAGAUCUUCAGGCCAACCUCCUUAUCCUUUUGCCAUGCUCAGUCCAGGCUGGUUGGGGGCUGCCAAGAGCUUCGUGGCUCCAACUGACCGAGAGGUGGUGGGGCUGUGACCCAGUGAUGCCUCCUGGCCCCUCUGAGCCCCCUUUUGAAGUGUCCCUUGUUUGGGCAAAACCCUCCAUGCUGCCUCCUGCCAGGUGCUGCACCCUUGUUGUGCAUUAACAUGACGUUUCUCAACCUGGGCACCCGGGAGAUGUGCGGACUUCAACUCCCAGAAUUCCCAGCCAGCAGAGCUACCUGGGGAAUUCAGGUGUUGGAAGUCCCUGCAUCCUCCAGGUGCUGCCAAGGUUGGGCAUCCCUGCCUGACUCUGGGGCUCUCAGUUUAGAUGAGAGAGAGAGACGGUUAAAGGGCCUUUGUAAUCAGUAAAAGUGAUACCUUAAUACCUGCAUGCGAUUCUACAUUUAUGUUUCUCUGAACUUAUUAAAAAUGCAACACAUUUAUGUUUUAUUUGUAUCAUUUAUCAAGGUGAUUUGCAGACAUUGAAUAUGUUUUUAAGAUUACCUUUGAAAGCGUCCAUGGCAAUAAUAGAAGUUAAUUUUAAAAAUAUUAGCCUAUAAUUUUAAAAGCUAGGCAGGAAAUUAAGAAAUUAUGAGCUGGGCAGCCACAACAACAAGUCAGCCAAUGGGAACUGUUUGCUGACUGAGAAACAGGAUCUGUUGUUGCUAGGUCAGACAGCUAGGAGCCUGGGCCUGGCUCAGCUUAACUGAUCUCUCUUAAGAAAGAAGUUCUGUGCUCACAGCUUGUGAGCUGCUGAUUCUGAGUUCUGGUUGCUUCUACUUCUGCCACAUUGAAAGAGCUGCAUGGGUAUUGUAUACAUGUAUCAUGUUUUGUAUUAUUGCAUAUAAAGAAGUUUCUU